UCAGGAGUUCAUACAGUUCUUUGAAAAUUUGUUCAACUGGGUUUAUUAAAUGCAAAUAUACUUUUUAUAAUGAACUUGUCAAAAUGAGAGGGAAUCAACUAUUUAUAAUCAUGGCAUAACUACCUUGUGAGAAGUGAAUGCCUUGCCUUUGUGCACCCAUUUCUAAUGGAGGACAAGAAGUUAUUUUCUCCAAUGGCUGACUUCCAGAAUUUUUGGCUGAACGUGUUUUGUCAAGUGUAUAUUCCCUUCUCUAGGCCUUUCUAUAUAGAGCCCACAAACAUCGUCAAUGUGAAUGAUGUCAUUCAGAGGGUUAGUGACCAUGCCUCUGCCAUGAACAAGAGGAUUCAUUACUACAGUCGGCUCACCACUCCCGCAGACAAAGCACUGAUUGCCCCAGACCAUGUAGUACCAGCACCAGAAGAGUGUUAUGUUUAUAGUCCAUUGGGUUCUGCUUAUAAACUUCAAAGUUAUACUGAAGGAUAUGGUAAAAACACCAGUUUAGUAACCAUUUUUAUGAUUUGGAAUACCAUGAUGGGAACAUCGAUUCUGAGUAUUCCUUGGGGCAUAAAACAGGCUGGAUUUACUACUGGAAUAUGUGUCAUCAUGCUGAUGGGCCUUUUAACACUUUAUUGCUGCUACAGAGUAGUGAAAUCACGAACCAUGAUAUCAUCAUUGGAUACCACUACUUGGGAAUAUCCAGAUGUCUGCAAAUAUUAUUUUGGCUCCUUUGGGCAGUGGUCGAGUCUCCUUUUCUCUUUGGUAUCUCUCGUUGGAGCAAUGAUAGUUUAUUGGGUGCUUAUGUCGAAUUUUCUUUUUAAUACUGGAAAGUUCAUUUUUAAUUUUAUUCAUCACAUUAAUGACACAGACACUAUUCUGAGUACCAAUAAUACCAACCCUGUGAUUUGUCCAAGUGCCGAAAAUGGUGGCCAUCCUGACAAUGGCUCUAUGAUUCUCUUCGCCAAUGACACGGGAGUCCAACAAUUUGAGAAAUGGUGGAAUAAGUCCAGGACAGUGCCCUUUUACCUAAUAGGGCUUCUCCUACCGCUGCUCAAUUUCAAAUCUCCUUCUUUUUUUUCCAAGUUUAAUAUCCUAGGAACAGGAUCUGUUCUCUAUUUGAUAUUCCUUGUCACCUUUAAGGCUAUUCGCUUGGGAUUUCAUUUGGAAUUUCAUUGGUUGAUCCCAACAGAAUUUUUUGUACCAGAGAUAAGAUUUCAAUUUCCACAGCUGACUGGAGUGCUUACACUUGCUUUCUUUAUUCAUAAUUGUAUUAUCACACUCUUGAAGAACAAUAAGAACCAAGCAAAUAAUGUGAGGGACCUAUGCAUUGCAUAUAUGCUGGUAACAUUAACUUACCUCUAUAUUGGAGUCCUGGUUUUUGCUUCAUUUCCUUCACCACCAUUAUCCAAAGAUUGUAUUGAGCAGAAUUUUUUAGACAACUUCCCUAGCAGUGACACCCUGUCCUUCAUUGCAAGGAUAUUCCUGCUGUUCCAGAUGAUGACCGUAUACCCACUUUUAGGCUACUUGGCUCGAGUCCAGCUAUUGGGCCAUAUCUUCGGUGACAUUUAUCCUAGCAUUUUCCACGUGUUGAUUCUUAAUCUAAUUAUAGUGGGAGCUGGAGUGAUCAUGGCCUGUUUCUACCCAAACAUAGGAGGGAUCAUAAGAUAUUCAGGAGCAGCAUGCGGCCUGGCCUUUGUAUUUAUAUAUCCAUCUCUCAUCUAUAUCAUUUCCCUCCACCAAGAAGAACGUCUGACAUGGCCUAAAUUAAUCUUUCACGUUUUCAUCAUCAUUUUGGGGCUGGCUAACAUGAUCGUUCAGUUUUUUAUGUGAAAUACUCAACUGUUUUCUCAAGAUCUUCCAUGGUAUUUUGAACCUUGACAACAGUACUACAUAAAUUCACUUGUAAAUGCUGUCGUUGUAUAAUUCUAAAUGUUUUUCUAAGAUCAUUUGAAAGUAAAGCUAAUAGUCACUCAUUAAUAAGUGCGUUUAGAGUGGGGAAAGGGUCAGUAAGAGGGAUCUCAGUCUUUACCUUUCUUAGAUUCAUUCACUUCUGUCUUCUCAUUGUCUUUUCUGAGUUGAAAUGUAUGCCCUAGGAAAAAUCAUGCUGGGUUUUGCUUUUAAAAUAUACAGCAUGUUCAGCCAUGGUGGUAUAAAUGAUAAGCCACCACUGCAUGAAGCUGGGCUUCAUGGAAGGCCCUGGUUCUCUUUCCCAGACCAGCCUAAAAACAGGCUAGUCAUAGCAGUACUUACCUAUAAUGGGGCAGGAAGAUUGAAGCUGGUGAGACCCUGUAGAAAAUAACCUCUACCCCUUCUACCUCUCCCUUUCUUUCUCUUCCUCUGUCCCUUCCUCCCUCCCUUCUUCCUUUUCUUUCUUUCUCUGUCUCCCCAAUCUUUUUUUUAAAAAAGGGAAGAAACAAACAAGGUGGGUGAAUUUAUUUUGGCUGCAAUAAAGAUUCUCAGGGUGUCAGAGCAGUAUUUUGUAUAUCCUGUUUCUGUUUUAUUCAUUCAGGGUGUUCACUUUUACUUUCUUGCUUGUUAGACCAUUUCUGCAAUGUGCCCGAACCUCUCCUGGUUGGGACAGUAAACCAAAUACCUCAUUUUUUAAAAGACGUUUUUAUUGCAUUAGUACUAAUAGAGUGAAUUCUUAACUGAAUCUAUAAUUUCUAGUUGAAGAAAAAAAGUGUCAGCCUAGAUUCUAUGGCCAUUAAAUGUAUGCAAAAUAAAUAAAGUAGGAGCGUG
Tupaia belangeri chinensis (Chinese tree shrew) is the source of this 2736-nucleotide messenger RNA. It is a transcript of the gene SLC38A9, whose product is annotated as solute carrier family 38 member 9. Gene Ontology annotation, cellular component: lysosomal membrane. The record is from RefSeq and is a predicted model, not a curated record. Gene Ontology annotation, molecular function: L-amino acid transmembrane transporter activity. Lineage: Eukaryota; Metazoa; Chordata; Mammalia; Scandentia; Tupaiidae. Bases 166 to 1827 code for a protein of 553 amino acids. Gene Ontology annotation, biological process: amino acid transmembrane transport. The transcript is spliced from 15 exons.